AUGAAAAGUGCUGCUGCUGUCGUUGCUGCUGCUACGGCUACGCAAGGCUUCACAGAAGAACGCGCUUGCCAACGCUUGGAUGGAAAACAGGCACGCAGCGCUAUGGCUGCACCCGCCGAGGAGCCGGUGGUCCUGCCCAUUGGCACCGAGGUGAGCGCCAAGUACAAGGGCGCCUUCUGCGAGGCGAAGAUCAAGAAGGUGGAGCAGGUGGUGAAGUGCGGCGUCCGCCUGCGGAGCAACGGCCAGACGGUGACCAUUCCCGAGACCGACCUGCAGGGUGGCUCGCGCAAGGUGGGCGGCGUGGUGGCCAUCGUCCGGGGCGGCUCCUCUGGAUCGGCCACGGCCGAAGAACGAACCGCCGCGUCCGCCUUGGACCGCAAGCACGACGGCGAGGAGGGCAUCAUCACCAAGAUCCUCGACCAGUCGCUCUACACCGUCGUCUUUGACGAUGGCGACGAGAGGACGCUCAAGCGGACGUCACUUUGCCUCAAGUCAGGUAAACACUUUGCCGAAAGCGACACGCUGGACAAGCUGCCGCUGACGCACCCCGAACACUUUGGCAACCCGGUCAAUUUGGGCCGCAGUAGGCGGCGACGGCACGCCUCCUCGCUGGUGGCCAGCACCUCAAAGCAGGGCUCAUCGUCGGCCACAAACAACGCUUCCACCAGCACCUCGGCCAGCACCAGCAGCAGCUCACAGCAGAAGCAGCUGCCUGCUGAUUCAGGCUCGGAGGAGGACUCAGACUCGGAGGGAGAUGAUGAUGAGGAUGAUGAGGACGACGAUGAGGAGGAGGAGAAGUUCUCUGAUUCGGCGUCGGUGCGCAGCCUGCGACGCUUCGGCGGCAGAAGCGGCGGUCGGCAGAGGAGCUCGGGCGCCGCCGCCUCUGGCACUGCCACCACCGCCGACUACGGCAAGGUCGUCUGCGUGGACUACGCCGACAAGCGCGGCACCAAGACGAAGGAGGCGGAGGCAGUAAGUGCUUUGGAUGUGGUUGAGUUGGUUCAAAGAUCUGCGAAGAAGAGCGAGACGAGUGUAAGACCAUCAAGAGGAGAGCCUGGCUACGUCAGCCAACGACAGAUGGUGGGCGGUAGGCUGCCGCGCCCUAGCAGCGACGAAGAGUCGAAAACGGAGACGGAAGCGGCGGCGGCGAGUGGUGAUAAUCCACCGCCCGACGACCUGCAGUGGGGCUCCACGCUGAAGGUGAUGUACGGAAAGGGCAGGGCGGGGACGAUCUACGACGCGAAGCUGAUUCGCUCGGAGUACGAGGGUGCGAAGCGCAAGUACAAGUACUACGUGCACUACCACGGCUGGAGCAACCGCUACGACGAGUGGAUCUACCGCGAUCGCAUCUACAUGGUCAACGAGGUGACGCCCACCGGCAAGGGCAAGGGCAAGCUGAAGGUCAAGGGCGUGCCCAUGUCCACAGCUACUGGAGAUAAUGAGGGUGGUGGUGUAGGUGGGGGUGAGGACAGUGGCAGGGCUCGUGACCCGUCCACCUCAUUUUCUGCAGGUGCCGGCUCUUCAGGAGCGAGCGCCAGAAGCAGCACCGCCGCCACCAGCAGCAGCGAGGCCAGCUCUUCAGCCCCCGCCUCCUCCACUUCCCGUUCACGUCGUCAGUCGGAGACGGCCUCCAGUGGAUCAUCGGUCUCGGUGGGCAGCUCCUCCACCGCCGCUAGCACCGCCAAAGAGCAGCAGCAGCAGCAGGCGCAUCAUCAUCAUCAUCACCGAUCGGCGUCGGUGUCGGGCAAGUCGGCAAAGGCUUCCUCUGCCUCUGCAACUUCUUCGUCGACGGCCACUGCUGAAGACGGCGGCUCAACGACUGCCAGCACAGUUCGUGGCCGAACGAGGACCUCCUCAUUUUCUACUACUACUACUACUGCUGCUGCUGCUACGCCCAGCGCUUCAACUUCUAAGGACUCGUCGCGCAGUAAAACAGCGGCGGAAAAGACGACAGAGAAGAGCGCUAGUUCAGCGGCUUCUUCUACAACAACAACCUCGUCAGCGCCAGCACCGACCAGCACCAGCAGCAGCAGUGGAAAGCGAACUUCGAUCAGUAGCUCUAAAACUUCGACAGCAGGCAGUGGUUCGAGCAACAAGGACAGCAGCACCAGCGCCAGCACUUCAUCCAGCAAAUCUUCGACCACCACCUCAUCCACUUCAUCUACGGCAAAGAGUGGUGAUCGUGACAGCGAGACGCCCGAAAAAAGUAAAAGUAGUUCGGCCUCCACUUCGGCGACGCCGAGUAGUAAGAAGGGAACUUCAGCUGCUGCUUCAAACGCUGAUAAGCAGUCUCGUGGCACUUCGGGCCCCUCUACCAGUGCAGCCUCGACGAGCAGUACUUCUGCCCCUUCUGCAGUUUCCACCUCUACCAGCACACCUGCUAAGGCUGCUGCUGCUGGAGGUGGCGAACAUUCGAGCAGCAGUAGUAGCCAGAAGAAGAAGAGCAAGUCGGGCAAAAAGAUUCGGCCGCCUGGCGAGGAGAAGCUGAUUCCCCACAAGCAGAAGCACUAUGUGAUCAGGUUGAAGACGGAGGAGGAGGCGUUGGCGGCGACUAGAGAAGGUUUGAGUCGCAAAGAUGGCGGUGGUGGUGGUGACAAGUCGUCCAAAUCGGAGAAGAAGGUAAAGAAGAGUAUGGACUCGAAAAAGUCAUCAUCAUCGUCGUCGUCGUCGUCGUCGAAGGAGGGCUCAUCAGCGGCUGCAAAGGCUGCCGCUGGCCCUUCUAGCUCUUCUGUAACGGCCACAGCCACGCCUGCCGGUGAUGAGUACGACUUUGUGGACGACGAGGAGCCGCCCUCCAACACUCCGGGCACCUCUUCCACCACCCCUUCAACCAGCACCAGCAAAACACGAGCAGUGACGCCCGUCAUCAGCACCCCAAAGAGCGCCACCAAGUUUACCGACCUGUCGGCAAAGAGGGCGGAGCGCAACAGGGACAGAGAUCAAAUGCCCAGAGAACGAUUGGCGGGAGGGCUGCUGAUGUCCACGCCUCCUCCAUCAUCAGCACAGACCAGCUCUCUAAAGAUGUUGGCCAGCGGCGGCGGAAGUGGCAGCAGCAGCUCGAGGACUGCAACGGUGUCAAAGAAGAGGACGCUCGAGUCGGCGGAAGAAGAGGAGGAGGAGGAGGAGGAAGAGGAUCAGGCGGAAGCAUCUGAAACUUCUGAAGCUGCGACUACUCAGCCUUCAAAGACGACCAGCAGCAGCAGCAGCAGUGAACAGCCGCCAGCGAAGAGGCUCGCCACGAAUACCGCCUCUUCCACUCCUUCGGCGGUGUCCCUGUCGCCACACCUAUCACAGCCGGUGGAGCCGAUGGAAACUGAGGAGGAGGAGAAUGAGGGCACUGGAGAGCACGAUCUGCCCCUGAACGACGAGGACGACAGCAGCAGUCAGGGCGGGCUGCAGCCUUCCGGGGAGGACCUGGAGGUGGCGGGCAUCAUGGCCAAGGCGGAGAGGGAAGUGGUGGCCAGUGACGGCAGGUCGGCUGAUCCCACUGAUAUGGACUACCACCAACCCGGUGCUAAUGUAGAAGAUGAUGAUGAUGAUGACGAUGAUGACGACAGCGUGCGAAGUCUGGUGAUGGCUGACCAGGGCGAGGAUGAGGUGCCGCCUACAACGUCAGAGGGGGUAACCACUUCCAAAGAAGCUGAAGGUGAACAAGGUGGUGAGAGUGCUGGGCCAUUGACUUCCUCAGCAGCGGCAGCAGAAGCUGAGGAGUCAAGUGCCGCCAGUUUGGAGCAUUCUGCAGCGGCAUCAGCCGCUGAUUCGGCAAACAAAGUUCAGGAGGAAAACAAGUCGGCUCUUUCCAAGCAGCCUUCGCCCGCCCCUGACACAAGCAACAGCAGCGGCAAUGAGCUGCUCUGCGAGGAGGCGUUGCCCGCCAGUCCGCUGCCGCCGCCGCCGCCUAGUGAUCAACAGCAGGCAGUGACCGCGGCAGAUCAUCAGGCAGCAGGACCACCACCACCAUCGUCGUCGUCGGUGAAUCAGCCACCCCAGCCAUUCCAGCAUUUCGCCCAUUUUCAGUCGUCGCAGCAGCAACAGCCGAAGACCGCCGCUGCCCUCAACAGCGACACUCAGGCGACGGCGGAGUUCCUGAGCACGCUGGCCGCCAGCGCUGGGAAGCACCAGCACCAGCAGCCGAAUAUGGGAUUGCUUUUUCAGCAGCAGCAGCAGCAGUUUGGCUACUUGGGUAGCGGUAGCGGUACUGCUGCUGAGUCGUCGCAGAGAGCCUCUGGGCUACUGGAACACCAGCAGCAGCACCUGCUGCUGGCGGCUGAGGCCCAGAACUCCUCUGCCUCCGCCUCCAGCGGCCUGAGCUCCAAUUCAAAGUCAAAGCAGACGAAGACGCUGAACUUUAACGUCCCGCCGGAUAUUGCCUCGAACAUUAUGAAGAUGGGCACCAGCGCGGGCCGUGGCAGUUCGGGUAGUGGAGGUGGACAAGGAGGUCGAUACUCUCCGCUGACUUUGGAGAAGCUCAUUACUGCCGGCUACUGUCCGCCAGAGUUGAACGGCGGUGGCAGUAGUGAAACGUUGCCCAACCAAUCGCAGUCGGCUGCAGCGGAGGCAGCUGCCGCGGCCGCCGCCGCCUCCGCCCCCUCGGUGCCCUUUGGCCACGUGCCGGGCAGCCUGCCGGAGCUGGUGGCCUACCUGAACGCCCACCCGCCCACGCGCAAGGACCCCCACCCCUAUUACUACGAACUGUGGCUGAAGAAGCUCGGCCAGCUGGUGACGCGCAAGCACCCCGAGGUGGGCCCCCUGGACGAGCGCCUGCCGCUGAUGGCGCGCAUCUUUGAGCUGGACGAGCGGCUGGUCUAUCUGCGCAAGUGGUACCUCCGGAAG
Messenger RNA from Rhagoletis zephyria (snowberry fruit fly), 4833 nucleotides. Lineage: Eukaryota; Metazoa; Arthropoda; Insecta; Diptera; Tephritidae. The record is from RefSeq and is a predicted model, not a curated record.